This is a messenger RNA of Haemonchus placei, 504 nucleotides long. NCBI's taxonomy places the organism in Eukaryota, Metazoa, Nematoda, Chromadorea, Rhabditida, Trichostrongylidae. The record is from the annotation of a GenBank genome assembly.
AUGUAUAUGAUGAGCAAUGAUGAUGUUAUAAUGGGUGGUAGUGCUAGAUUGGGUGCGGUGGUGCGCAGCAGCUCCGGACUCACCAACAUCGGCACUGUUGAUAAUGGACUCGAAGACCAGAAAGCUAUUCAGGGCGCCGUACCUCCACGAAAGCAGGAAUGUCCAGUCGAUGAGGUCGAUGUUGACGAGGAGGUGGUAAGGAACGAGCAAUGUACAAAAAUUCUCGCUGACCUGACUGACUGGCAGUGGAUUUUCGGCAAAACACCAAAGUUCUGGUUUGAAAGUGGAGAUACCAAACAAUAUGUAGAAGCAGGAAUCAUAAAAGAAAAUACAGCCGAAGCUGCUGUACGAAGACAGGAAAGCGUCCUAGAGAUGGAUCAAGACAAGGCAAACGUCCAAGGCUCUGAGGUGCGAGACGUUGUUGGUGAGAUCCAGAAGCUGCAAGAGAAGCAAGCGAAGGAUAUGAUGAGAAACGAUGAAGAAAUGUCCGACGAAGACAUGGAA